CUUCCCCCCCUUUAUCUUCAAACUCUCUAUAUAAAUUAAUUACUUGCGUAACUAACCAGCUAAGAACUUGAAGCCCUCAUACCAUAAUGCAGACUAAUCCUCCCAACCCCCACCAAAAGCCUCCGGCGGCCGCUGCUCGACAACGGCCGCUGUGGCUAAACAUUGUCGGGUUAUUAUUAGCGCUAAUUAUUGUCAGCGGCAUUAUCGUCCUCAUAGUCUGGUUGGCGAUCCGCCCACACAGGCCGGUUUACGCCAUCGUCAACGCCACCGUCCACAACUACAACUUAACCGAUCACGACAACCGCCUCACUGCCGAUUUCAACUUCACCAUCAAAGCCUACAACCGCAACAAAAGGACCUCCAUUAAAUACAAACCCUUACAAGCUCAUCUCUAUUUCGAGAAUGAGCAGAUUGCUACCGCCACCGCCGCCGCGUUCCGCCAGCCUGCCCGGAACACGACCUAUUUCCCCAUCUUUCUUCAGGCCAAAAACGUGACACUUUACGGCAACACUGCGAAGGACUUCAAGAAACAGAGGACGGCCGGGAAGGUUGAGCUGGAGCUUAAGUUCCGAGGUGGGGUUCGGUUUAAGACCGGCGAGUGGAAGUGGCGUCAUCGCAGGAUGAAGGUGACGUGUAAACCUACGGUGAUGUCGUACUCUUCCAACAAGUUUAAGGAGGUGGCGUGCCACGUAGAUUUCUGAUGCUGCUGGAGAAGUGAAUCCCACCUGUGUGGCCCCAUGUCAAAGAGUGUAACUACUGUGGAUUUAUGUUUUUUGUUGUUUUUCCUUUUUGUUUUUUGAGUUUCAUGUAUGUGGAAUUAAUUUGUGAUUUUUUAAACCCUCUAUGCAAUUGAAAAUUCGGUUCUGUCAUGGUCAUAUAUAAUAAUAAAGUGCUCUUUAUGUUUGAUUAAGAGGCUCUUCGGUAACUUCAUGAUUAAUCAUUAAUGUUACUCCCUCCGUCCCAAUUUAC
This is a messenger RNA of Cuscuta europaea, 969 nucleotides long. Lineage: Eukaryota; Viridiplantae; Streptophyta; Magnoliopsida; Solanales; Convolvulaceae. The record is from the annotation of a GenBank genome assembly.